Capra hircus (goat) is the source of this 1711-nucleotide messenger RNA. RefSeq names its product OTU deubiquitinase, ubiquitin aldehyde binding 1 (gene OTUB1). Gene Ontology annotation, molecular function: cysteine-type deubiquitinase activity; ubiquitin binding. Lineage: Eukaryota; Metazoa; Chordata; Mammalia; Artiodactyla; Bovidae. Gene Ontology annotation, biological process: protein K48-linked deubiquitination; negative regulation of double-strand break repair. Gene Ontology annotation, cellular component: nucleus. Bases 53 to 868 code for a protein of 271 amino acids. The record is from RefSeq and is a predicted model, not a curated record. The transcript is spliced from 7 exons.
GGGAGGCCGACUAGUAACCCGGAAGCGGUCGGCAGUGCGGCGCUGUUUAAAGAUGGCGGCGGAGGAACCUCAGCAGCAGAAGCAGGAGCCGCUUGGCAGCGACUCCGAAGGUGUUAACUGUCUUGCUUACGAUGAAGCCAUCAUGGCUCAGCAGGACCGAAUUCAGCAAGAGAUUGCUGUGCAGAACCCACUGGUCUCGGAGCGGCUGGAGCUCUCUGUCCUAUACAAAGAAUAUGCUGAGGAUGACAACAUCUAUCAACAGAAGAUCAAGGACCUCCACAAAAAGUACUCAUACAUCCGCAAGACCAGGCCUGAUGGAAACUGCUUCUAUCGUGCUUUCGGAUUCUCCCACUUGGAGGCGUUGCUGGACGACAGCAAGGAAUUGCAGCGGUUCAAGGCUGUGUCUGCCAAGAGCAAAGAGGACCUGGUGUCCCAGGGCUUCACUGAGUUCACAAUUGAGGAUUUCCACAACACGUUCAUGGACCUGAUCGAGCAGGUGGAGAAGCGGACCCCCGUGGCCGACCUGCUGGCCUCUUUUAACGACCAGAGCACCUCGGACUACCUGGUGGUCUACCUGCGGCUGCUCACCUCGGGCUACCUGCAGCGCGAGAGCAAGUUUUUCGAGCACUUCAUCGAGGGCGGGCGGACCGUCAAGGAGUUCUGCCAGCAGGAGGUGGAGCCCAUGUGCAAGGAGAGCGACCACAUCCACAUCAUCGCGCUGGCCCAGGCGCUCAGCGUCUCCAUCCAGGUGGAGUACAUGGACCGCGGCGAGGGCGGCACCACCAACCCCCACGUCUUCCCCGAGGGCUCCGAGCCCAAGGUCUACCUGCUCUACCGGCCCGGACACUACGACAUUCUCUACAAAUAGGGCCGCCGGCCGCUGCCGCACCGCCCGCCCCUCCGCCAGGCGCUAGACGUGUACAGAGGUUUUCUUGUGGUUGUAAAUGGUCAUACUUCACUCCCCCACCCCUUCCCUGUCACACGACCUCCCGUGUUUUAUUAAAGGGGACGCUGGUGGUGAGCCGCGUGUGUGCGUGUCCCUGCUCGGCUGCUGCCCACCUGGCUGCUCUGUGUCUGGCUGCCCCCUUCCCCUCAGGUGGGUUCCUUUCGGCCUUUCACCUGUCCACCCCCAAACCUCCCCGCCAGGAGCAGUUUUGAGGGGUCUGGGCCUCUCGGGGACCCUUCCUGGUUAUGGGGGUUCUGCUUCCUUUCCUUCAGGCCGCCAUCCCUUCCCUGUUUAGCUGGCCAGGGCUUUAGCUGCUCCCUCCUGGGCCCUGCCCCCACCCUGCUGUCCUGGCCGGAGCCCCCGCCACUUGCCUUCGGUCAGGGCUCUGCGUGGUGGAGUCCUGGGUGGAGAGGGACCACGUGGUGCUGCAGCCUGGCUCAGGGCAGGCGGAGGUGCGGGGGGGCCCCAGGGCGCCCCAGCCAGUGCCAGCCAGGCGGGGGAGGGGCAGUCCCCCAGCCUGUGCGUGGUCCCGUCCCCAGGCCCAGCCUCCGGUGGAGCGGGGCGCUCCAGGCCCCCGUCCUCCCGCUCUGCUCCCCUCGGCCCCCUGCCUGUGCCUGCUUUGCACCCCAUUGCUGCACUACCUUCCUUCCUGCCUUCACCUCGUUUCUCACCCCCGCCCCCUCCCCGGCACAUGUCGGGUCUCAGCCCCCAGGCUGUGAGCUUCUUGGGGGCAGGCCCUCAAUAAACGUGACGCGCUGCUGCCCA